This is a messenger RNA of Brassica napus (rape), 3409 nucleotides long. RefSeq names its product fucosyltransferase 6-like. The record is from RefSeq and is a predicted model, not a curated record. The coding region runs from base 1173 to 2894 and encodes 573 amino acids. The transcript is spliced from 3 exons. Gene Ontology annotation, cellular component: Golgi apparatus; membrane. Gene Ontology annotation, molecular function: galactoside 2-alpha-L-fucosyltransferase activity. NCBI's taxonomy places the organism in Eukaryota, Viridiplantae, Streptophyta, Magnoliopsida, Brassicales, Brassicaceae. Gene Ontology annotation, biological process: xyloglucan biosynthetic process; cell wall biogenesis.
UAUAUAAUUUUCAUUCCGUACAAGGCGCGGAUCUUAACCUAAUUAGUUAAUAAAAAUGUGUAACAAUCUUUUAUAAGUAGAUUUUUGGGAAUGAUUCCCUUUUAAUAGUAUAGAUUCUAUUUUUUAACUUAUGUAAAGGUAAACAAAUGUUUACGACAUAAGUUACAUUAAAAUCAUACAAACGACACUUAUUUUAUACAAAAAAAUAUUCUACAACUACAGUUAAUUGAUUAAAUGAAACAGUUUCUUUAGUAAAUAGUCAAGAAUGGAAACUCGAGAUCAUUUAUUCUUUGAAUGCUCUUAUACCUUUCAAAUUUGGGAAAAACUUGCUGGGAAUGCUGCAGAGACGCUACACCCAGAGCUGACCGACGUAGGUCUUGAUCAUAUCUGAUGGAUCAACCGAGAAAAACCUGCAGUUCUGCACUCGAUACACGUUUCAAACUGCUGUACACACCAUCUGGAGGGAAAGGAAUCAGUGCCAGCAUGGGGAGUCUCUGACUCCUUAUACCACUUUCGACAAAAGCAUAGACAAGAGCGUUAGGAAUCGGUUGUUUCUGCUCCAGCAAUCCGAUCCAAAGCGCUUUAGAAACAUUCUGUCUUUUUUGGCUUGGGAGUAGAUAAAAAUUUUGUAUAGUUUUCACAUUCAAACACUGCUGCACUUGAUGUACCAACUGUUUUUUAAUUAAUUUAACAUUUUUUCAUAAUAAAGGGUCAAAUGUGGAAUGGCACUGUUGAUAUUACCUUCUUUUUUUGUUUUCUCUUGCCAGGAAUCAAAUAUAACUUACCUAUAAAAGUGUCAAUAAAUAUCACUAAAUUAAAUUAAAAUAUAUCUUAAACUUUGAAUGUAAUCCGUUAAGCUUUCUUUCUAUGAAUACUUAUUAGUAUUUAAUCCGUUACAAAUCUGGAAACAAUUUGUCAGACUUUUCGUUAAAAAAAGUCAAUAUUACCUUUACCUGUUUUCCUUAUUUAGUAAUUAGCAGAUUGAUAUCUAAUUAAUAUAAAUUCAAUGCGUGUAUUUACUGAUUUUAUAUAGAUACGAACGUUUAAUACCAAGAAGCUCUCUUUCUUGAAAAAUAAAUCUCUGUUUUUGGUUUAUGGUCUUCAUGAAAUUUCUUAAAUUCUAUUUGUUUUAAGCAAUUAAAAAAAAACACUUGCUUUUUGUUUGUUUCCUGAUGAACACUAUGGAUACCAAGCAACCACUUGAUUCAGACGAUGAAGAACAAACAUAUUAUGAAAGAUCAAUUCAACCAAAAGCAGAUCAAUGGAAAAAGAUUUCCGGAGAUGUUAUCAGGGCUUUGGGUUUAAAGAUGAAGAUUCUGAUGACAGUCAUCUUUGGUGGCUUACUCAUUGGGUCUGUAAUCUUACUAUCAUUCUCACACAACUUCAAUGACCAACUUCUUGAUGCAACAAGCAACGACCAACUUCUUGCUGCAACAAUCAACGGUUCACGUAAAUCCGAAACACCCCAUGAUAAAUUAAUAGGAGGGCUUUUAACAGCUGACUUCGAUGAACCUUCUUGUGUGAGUAGGUAUUAUCAGUCUUCCUUGUACAGCAAGCCAUCUCCUUACAAGCCUUCUGAAUACCUUGUCUCUAAGCUAAGAAGCUAUGAGAAGCUUCAUAAGCGCUGCGGUCCAGGCACAGAAGCUUACAAGGAAGCAACAAAGAAUCUUGGUCAUGAUGAUGAUAAUUAUGCAAACAAGUCUGUCGGUGAAUGCAAAUACGCUGUGUGGGUUGCAGUCUACGGUCUUGGAAACAGAAUACUAACUCUUGCCUCUGUCUUCCUCUACGCGCUCUUGACAGAGAGAGUCGUUCUUGUUGAUCAAAGCAAAGACAUUAGCGAUCUCUUCUGCGAGCCGUUUCCAGGUACUUCAUGGUUACUCCCUAAUGACUUCCCAUUAGUGAAGCAAUUUGAUGGCUACGGCAGAGGAGACUCUCAUUGUUACGGAACAAUGUUGAAUAAUCAUGCCAUCAGCGCAAACUCAACCCCUCGGCAUAUUUAUCUUGAUAUAUUACAUGAUUCAAGGGAUGAAGAUAAGAUGUUCUUCUGCCCAAAGGACCAAACUAUGAUCGAUAAAGUCCCUUGGUUGGUUUUCAAAACCAACGUCUACUUCGUUCCAUCUCUGUGGUUUAGUCCAACGUUCCGACCAGAACUGAUGAAGCUGUUCCCGCAGAAAGAAGCAGUGUUUCAUAACUUGGCUAGGUAUCUUUUUCACCCGACGAAUCAAGUUUGGGGUAUGGUCACUAGGUACUACAAAGCUCACUUAGCCAGAGCAGACGAGAGACUAGGGAUACAAAUACGUGUUUUCGCCGAUGACGCAGGCUAUUUCCAGCACGUCAUGGAUCAAAUCUUGUCAUGCACGCAAAGAGAGAAACUGUUACCUCAAGUCGUUGCACAAGAAGAGUCAAAAGUCAACGCAUCGACAAACCAGAAACUUAAAGCUGUUCUUGUCACUUCUCUGUAUCCAGAGUACGCUGACCGCUUAAAAAGCAUGUUUUGGGAGCGACCUAGCUCGACAGGAGAGAUCAUCGAAGUUUAUCAGCCAAGUGGGGAAAGAGUUCAACAAACGGAUAAGAAGAUUCACGACCAAAAGGCCCUCGCGGAGAUGUAUCUUCUGAGUUUAACGGAUAACAUUGUCACGAGCGCAAGGUCCACGUUCGGAUAUGUUGCUCAUAGUCUUGGAGGGUUAAAGCCAUGGUUACUUUAUCAGCCAAAGGAUCUCACAGUUCCUGAUCCUCCGUGUAUUCGGUCCACGUCUGUUGACCCUUGUCACCUUACUCCUCCUUCUCAUGGAUGUGAUGCUGAUUGGGGAACUUACUCGGGGAAUGUUGUUCCUUUUGUAAGGGAGUGUGAGGAUCGUGAGCAUGAUGGGAUUAAGCUAUUUGAUGAGUUGUAAUAGUUCUUGUUUUAUUUUAGUUGAUUUCAUCGGACUAUUGGGUUAAUGAACACAGGAUCAAGUUUAUUUUUCUUUUGAUGUCUUCCUCUAUAAUAAUGUUUCACUGGAUUCUGACCCGCGUUAGAACGCGGGAUUGAUUUUUAUAAAAUGGUCUUAGAAGUGUUCUUAGAAUUUCAUUAAAUUUAAAUUUGAUUCAAUAUAUAAUGUGUGACUUAUAGUUUGGUUACUUGUUUGUUUUCUUAAUAAAUCUUAUUUUUUAAAUGUAUAAAUAGGGCCCAUAUAAAUAUUAGGAUGAAUGUUUCCUGUGUAUUAAUAAUAUGUUAAGGCAUAUAAAUAAUUUACUUGUCACAAAUGUUUUUUGUUUGUUUGUUCAUUUGAGAUUUGGUUCCUACGUUCGUUUUACCAAAAAAUUCAUAAUAUUGAUGAGGAUUCAUCCUGCCUAAUAGGUAAGUUUAAGGUUUGGUAUAAUCAAAAUCUACAAUGCUUACUUAAUUAUCAAUGGGAGAUAAGAGACU